AUGGCGUCGUCUGGGGUUUCGCUCUGCUUCUGCUUGUUCCUCGCUCUGUGCUUCACCACGAUCCGCGCCGAAGAGGCUGAAUCGAAGGAGUUCGUGCUCACUUUGGACAGCUCCAACUUCUCCGACACUGUGAGCAAGCACGACUUCGUCGUCGUCGAGUUCUACGCCCCCUGGUGUGGCCACUGCAAGAAGCUUGCUCCGGAGUAUGAAAAAGCUGCAUCUAUUUUGAGUAGCAAUGACCCACCAGUCAUUCUAGCAAAAGUUGAUGCCAAUGAAGAAGCAAACAAAGGACUUGCCUCUGAAUAUGAGGUUAAGGGUUUCCCCACAAUCAAGAUUCUGAGAAAUGGUGGGAAGAUUAUCCAAGAAUACAAGGGCCCUCGUGAAGCCGAUGGUAUUGUUGAUUAUUUGAAGAAACAAAGUGGUCCAGCUUCUGCUGAAUUAAAGACUGUUGAAGAUGCAACUAAUCUUGUUGGGGACAAGAAGAUUGUUGUUGUUGGGGUGUUCAAGAAGUUCUCUGGAGAGGAGUUUAAUAACUUCACAGCUCUAGCUGAGAAAUUGCGGUCUGAUUAUGAAUUUGGUCACACUCUGGAUGCCAAGCUCCUUCCACGUGGUGAAUCAUCAGUGUCUGGGCCUGUAGUUAGACUCUUCAAGCCAUUUGAUGAGCUUUUUGUUGAUUUUGAGGAUUUUCAUGUGGACGCUCUAGAGAAGUUUGUUGAAGAAUCUAGUUUGCCCGUUAUUACUGAAUUCAACAAUGACCCAAGCAAUCACCCUUUUGUUAUCAAGUUUUUUAAUCAUCCAAAUGAGAAGGCCAUGUUGUUUCUGAACUUCAGUAGUGAGGGUGUUGAUGCUUUCAAAUCAAAAUAUCGUGAAGUUGCUGAGAAAUAUAAUAAAGAAGGCAUAAGCUUUCUAAUUGGCGAUCUUGAGGCUAGUCAAGGUGCAUUCCAGUAUUUUGGACUUAAAGAAGACCAAGUGCCUCUCAUCAUCAUUCAGACAAAUGAUGGAAAGAAGUUUCUGAAACCUAAUGUGGAGCCAGAUCAUAUCAUAGCUUGGGUGCAGGAAUACAAGGAAGGGAAAGUAUCACCAUACAAGAAGUCUGAACCUAUUCCUGAGCCUAACAAUGAGCCUGUAAAAGUGAUAGUCGCUGACAGCAUCCAGGAUGUUGUUCUCAAGUCUGGGAAAAAUGUGUUGCUCGAGUUUUAUGCUCCUUGGUGUGGACAUUGCAAGAAGCUUGCUCCAAUUUUGGAUGAACUUGCUGUCUCAUACGAAAAAGAUUCUGAUGUUAUUAUUGCAAAAUUUGAUGCCACUGCAAAUGAUGUGCCAAGUGAUUUCGAUGUCAAAUACUACCCGACUUUGUUCUUCAAGACAGCAAGUGGAAAGAUCUUGCCAUUUGAUGAGGAUGAGAGGACCAAGGAAAGCUUCACUGCCUUCAUCGAAAAGAACCGGGACAAAACUGAGAAACAAGGGUCGGAGAAACAAGAUUCCGGCAAAGAUGAGCUCUAA
Molecule: messenger RNA, 1500 nt
Organism: Prunus armeniaca (apricot)
Lineage: Eukaryota; Viridiplantae; Streptophyta; Magnoliopsida; Rosales; Rosaceae
Source: the annotation of a GenBank genome assembly